Pantherophis guttatus is the source of this 862-nucleotide messenger RNA. Lineage: Eukaryota; Metazoa; Chordata; Lepidosauria; Squamata; Colubridae. The record is from RefSeq and is a predicted model, not a curated record.
UCUUUCUGUUUGCCUCCAACCACAAAUUCUACAGAGGAGAAAAGACAACAUUCAGAGAAAGCUGUAUCUGUUUUUUUUUUUUUCUGCAAAGCAACUGAGAAAAAUCAAAAGGGAGACUGACACAGCCCCAGAAUUUCAGAGCUGAUCAUGCUGUUUAAGGGAUUUGGCCUUGGGCUCUUCAUAGUCCUGGCUGUGGUCUUGAUCCUGGGCACCUUUGCUGCUGAUUAUCCAAAAUUCCUGAGACAGCACUACAAUAACCCCAAAAGCAACGUGCGCCAAAGUUACUGUAAUGCAAUGAUGCAAAGCCGAGAGAUGACCAGCCCCAAUUGCAAGCCAUUGAACACUUUCAUCCAUGACACAAAGAACAAAAUCACUGCUGUGUGUGGAAGCGAAGGAACACCUUUUGGAAACGGAUUGCGGCGUAGCCGGCGGCAGUUCCGGGUCACCACCUGCAGAAUAAGAGGAUCCUCUAUUCUCCCUCCUUGUGAAUACAGGGAAAACACUUCGCCCAGAUAUAUAGUCAUUGCUUGUGAGAACGGGUCGCCUGUGCACUAUGAGGAAGGUCAGAUUUAACAGUAAUGCGAAGAUGAUCUGAGUGGAUCAGAUAGUGUCAUCCUCAAGGUGGAUGGUCUUCCAUGGAAAAGAUCUCAUUUUCUUCUGAUUCUGUGGCUCAUUUCUUGCAGGCUUUUUCGUAAUUGGUACCAUUGUAAUCUACCUAAAUAUUUGCCCUGCUUUCAUUUUGCCUCUUUACCCUUUAGCCAAGCACAGAACCCUGAAUAUCCUAAAUGUUAUGUAAGCCCGCAAUGAUUAAUUCCUCUACCAAAUGCUUUUAAAUAAAUGAAUAAGAAAGAGUUGCACUGUA